Molecule: messenger RNA, 455 nt
Organism: Staurois parvus
Lineage: Eukaryota; Metazoa; Chordata; Amphibia; Anura; Ranidae
Source: the annotation of a GenBank genome assembly
UUCUGAUUUGGAUUGGUCCUCUGUUUAAUUACUUGCCAAAGGCAGUACUCGCAUGUAUAAAUGUUGUCAGUCUAAGACAGAUGUUCAUCCAGUUCCAGGAGCUACCAGAAUUAUGGAAAAUCAGCAAAACUGACUUUUCUGUGUGGGUAGUCACGUGGUUGGCAGUAGUGAUCCUUAAUGUAGAAGUGGGCCUGAUGGUUGGAGUUGUUUUCUCUAUGAUGACGGUGGUUUGCCGAACCCAAAGGACCCAGUGCUCCGUCUUAGGAAGAGCAGUCAAUACAGAAAUAUACCGACCAGUGGACCAAAAUGACAAGUGUUAUGAAAUACCAGGAGUGAAGAUCCUGUCCUAUAAUGCUCCGAUCUACUAUGGCAACAGGAACAUUUUUAAAGAAACCAUGUGCCAAAUUGUGGGACUGACACAAGAAAAAAUCCGAAAGAGAGAAAAGGUCUUAAAA